GCAUUAUACAUACUCCUAAGUACAACAGCAGUAGUCGUAGCCAUGGACUAUUUCCUAUUUUUGGCACUUCUUUCUGCAAUUAUAAUAGACCAAUCAACAGGAAAAUGUUAUCAUAACUUUGAAUUAGGUCACGGGAAUGUCACAUAUCAUGCAGACGGUUUGUUAUUUCAGUGCGAUCCAGGUUACACUCUGAUGGGAAGACCAAUGUUUUCCUGCAAUCCAGAUGGUCGCAUACAAGGAAAGAAACCCUUCUGUGCCAAAAAAGGUUGCAAAGAUAGAAGAGGUCACCCAUACAUCCGCAGUAACUCUUUAUCAUCAGACAUUUACUGCCCAAGCGGUUAUGUGGCGGCUGGCAAUACAAUUGCCUAUUGCGAUGGAAAAAAUUGGAGCAACCAGUUAGGACAUUGUCGAAGGAUAAACACUUCGGAUUACUCUUGCGAUUUCGAGGCAGAUGAGUGCGGCUGGUCAGAGUAUCCCUCCUCUGCAGUUUGGGAACGUGUCAGUACGUUGACCUAUUUCCAUUACGACAACACGGGACCAUUCAAUAUGACAGGAUACUACAUGCGUAUGGCCACGGUUGGCAACUACUUGGAAGCCAACAGCCUGAUAUCGCCGAUAUAUCCUAAGAAUGUCACUGUAGAUGCGGUCUGCUUCCGGUUCAAGUACUUCAUGUUCGGAAGGGGAGUUGGUUCCCUGGGGGUUUCCGUCAAGCCCGUUUCCAUGGCCAUAGACGACUUGAAAGAAACGGUAAGCUUGGUUGGCUCGAAUCUUGCCGAAUGGCAAGAGAAGGGAGUCAACAUCGACAAGGUGAACGAGGACUUCCAGAUAGUAAUUACCGCCAAAAAUUUGGGUAAGCCAUUCGGAGACAUCGGUAUCGACGACGUGGGGCUAGUGAAAGGUGUCUGUAAAACAGGACCACCACCAUCAGUACCUCAAACUACAAGACUACCACCCAAAAUAUAUUCUACAACACGACCAGGAAUACCACGACCAUCAAUACCUCCAACUACAAGACCACCACCCCAAAUAUAUUCUACAACACGACCAGAAAUACCUCCAACUACAAGAUCAACACCCCAAAUAUCGUCAACACAACGACCAGAAACAACACAAACAAAUCCAGCUGCAACGUAUCCGCCACAAACCACCACCAAGUCAACUGUAACCCCCAUCACCAACAAAAUCAGCAGCAACACUGCCAGCACCACCCCUACAGGCAACAAUACCACAGACACCCUCAAACCCGACAACCUAACCAUCCACACUACCCCCAAAUGCAACUGCACCACCAACAUUACCAACAACAAUACCACCAACAAAACCAUCAGCAAUCACACAACAUCGAAACCAGAAGAAUCCGGCAUUACGAAUCCGACGAAUCGCAGCAAUAUUGCGAGAACAGCAGAGCCGAUCACUGAGCAACCACCACCUUCUGCAACACGACCAUCAAUACCUCCAACUACAAGACCACCACUCAAAAUAUAUUCUACAACACGACCAGAAAUACCUCCAACUACAAGACCACCACCACAAAUAUCAUCAACAGUACGACCAGAAACCACACAAACAAAUCCAGCAGCUACGUCUCCACCACCAACUACCAUAACCCCCAUCACCAACAAUAGCAGCAACAACACUACCAGAAACACCCCUACAACCAACAAUUCCACCAACACCUUCAAUGCCAACACCAACCAAACCAUCCACACCACCAACAAUAAUACCAACACCACCCCUACAUCUAACAAUACCACCGACACCCUCAAACCCGACAACCUAACCAUCCACACUACCCCCAAAUGCAACUGCACCACCAACAAUACCAACAACAAUACCACCAACAAAACCAUCCAACCAGAAACACCUCCAACUACAAGACCACCACCCCAAAUAUCAUCAACAGUACGACCAGAAACAACACAAACAAAUCCAGCAGCAACGUAUCCGGCACCAAUCACCACCAAGUCUACUGUAACCCCCAUCACCAACAAAAUCAGCAGCAACACUGCCAGCACCACCCCUACAGGCAACAAUACCACAGACACCCUCAAACCCGACAACCUAACCAUCCACACUACCCCCAAAUGCAACUGCACCACCAACAUUACCAACAACAAUACCACCAACAAAACCAUCAGCAACCACACAACAUCGAAACCAGAAGAAUCCGGCAUUACGAAUCCGACGAAUCGCAGCAAUAUUGCGAGAACAGCAGAGCCGAUCACUGAGCAACCACCACCUUCUGCAAUACGACCAUCAAUACCUCCAACUACAAGACCACCACCCCAAAUAUCAUCAACAGUACGACCAGAAACCACACAAACAAAUCCAGCAGCAACGUCUCCACCACCAACUACCAUAACCCCCAUCACCAACAAUAGCAGCAACAACACUACCAGAAACACCCCAACAACCAACAAUUCCACCAACACCUUCAAUGCCAACACCAACCAAACCAUCCACACCACCAACAACAAUACCAACACCGCCCCUACAGGCAACAACACCACCGACACUCUCAAACCCGACAACCUAACCAUCCACACUACCCCCAAAUGCAACUGCACCACCAACAGUAUCAACAACAAUACCACCAACAAAACCAUCCAACCAGAAACACCUCCAACUACAAGACCACCACCCCAAAUAUCAUCAACAGUACGACCAGAAACAACACAAACAAAUCCACAACUCCAGCAGCAACGUACCUCCAUCACCAACAAUACCAAUCACCUACCAAAGUCUACUCAACCACCUGCCCCUACAUCUAACAAUACCACAAACACCCUCAAGCCCGACAACCUAACCAUCCACACUACUCCCAAAUGCAACUGCACCACCAACAAUAUCACCAACAAUACCACCAACGAAACCGUCACCAACCACACAACAUCGAAACCACAAGAAUCCGGCAUUACGAAUCCAACGAAUAGCAGCAGAAUUGCGGGAACAGCGGAGCCGAUCACUGAGCAACCACCACCUUCUGCAUUGCAUCAAAAGGCAAACAUCGAGUGUCGUGACUAUAAGGUACCCGUAACUUCUCAAAGAAUCACGAGAAUCGACGAGAUGCUAGAGGACUUUCAAGUAAUAUUUACGGCCACCAAUGCGAGCUCCCGCUUCGGAGACAUAGCCAUCGACGACGUGAAGCUGGUGACGAGUGAGGAAUGUAAAGAAACUAGGCAGACCACAACCUUGACUGAACCAUCGGAAACACCAGUGAUACCGAUGUCUAAUGAAGAAGAAAUGAUGAACUGCAAGGAUCAUUGUGGCCAAACGUCCAUAUCCGGGAGCUAUCUUAACAAAGGUUGUGGUUGA
Messenger RNA from Drosophila eugracilis, 3315 nucleotides. It is a transcript of the gene Sr-CIV, whose product is annotated as mucin-2. Gene Ontology annotation, cellular component: membrane. The transcript is spliced from 5 exons. Lineage: Eukaryota; Metazoa; Arthropoda; Insecta; Diptera; Drosophilidae. The record is from RefSeq and is a predicted model, not a curated record. The coding region runs from base 43 to 3315 and encodes 1090 amino acids.